This is a messenger RNA of Lachnellula hyalina, 2340 nucleotides long. RefSeq names its product Methylcrotonoyl-CoA carboxylase subunit alpha, mitochondrial (gene MCCA). The coding region runs from base 1 to 2340 and encodes 779 amino acids. Gene Ontology annotation, cellular component: mitochondrion. The transcript has 2 exons. NCBI's taxonomy places the organism in Eukaryota, Fungi, Ascomycota, Leotiomycetes, Helotiales, Lachnaceae. Gene Ontology annotation, molecular function: metal ion binding; methylcrotonoyl-CoA carboxylase activity; ATP binding. The record is from RefSeq and is a predicted model, not a curated record.
AUGUCUUCAAUUGAUAAAUUACCUUUGCAGACAUUCGCUCAUCUCAUAUCGACUUCUGGCGGUCCUAAAAUCAAGCGCAUUCUUAUUGCGAAUCGAGGAGAAAUCGCAUGUAGAGUCAUAGAGUCGUGCAGGAAGCUGAACAUCGUAUCGAUUGCUGUUUUCACUGACCAAGAUGCCCUAUCGCCGCAUGUCAAACAAGCCGACCAGGCAGUUAAUCUCGGCCCCAUCGACGGCCCACAGGGAAAUCCACAUCAAAACGGACAACUUCUCAUAAGCAUCGCUCACGAAACCAAAGCAGAUGCGGUACAUCCUGGAUACGGAUACUUGAGUGAGAAUGCGGAGUUUUCUCACCAGGUGCAGGAAGCAGGAUUGGUGUUUCUUGGUCCCUCGCCAAGAAGCAUGGCUGUACUCGGAGACAAACGAUCCGCAAAGCAAUACCUACUCAAGAAUGCACCCUCUAUUCCUCUCAUUCCAGGAUAUAAUGGCUCUGAGCAAAGCAUAGACCGUCUCGUAGUCGAAGCCGAUCGUAUAGGCUUCCCAAUCCUGAUCAAAGCUUCCGCUGGCGGUGGGGGGAAAGGCAUGAGGAUUGUACGCGAAAGGGAACACUUGGCAAGCGAGUUGGCAAGAGCUCAGUCUGAAGCACAACGAUCGUUCGGAUCCUCUGAUUGUAUUCUGGAAAGAUAUAUUGAGCGAAGCAAGCACAUUGAGAUACAAAUUCUUGGGGACUCCCACGGUCAUGUCGUAUCACUUAUGGAUCGAGAAUGUUCCAUUCAGCGGCGCCAUCAAAAGGUCAUCGAGGAAGCACCGUCGCCAUGGCUCUCGACUCAGCUCCGGAAGGAGAUGAGCGGGAAAGCAAUUGAGAUAGGAGAGAUGCUAGGCUACGAGAGUGCUGGGACAGUGGAGUUCAUCGUGGACGUUGAUACCGCGAAUUUCUACUUCCUCGAGGUUAAUACGCGCAUUCAAGUAGAGCACCCAAUUACGGAAGAGACGACGGGAGUGGAUGUUGUCGCGUUGCAGAUAUUUGUUGCUGGUGGCGGACGGCUUGACAGCCUGGGAUACUUUCAGGAUAAGAUGGCUGCACAAGUUGGACAUGCUAUCGAAUGUCGGCUCUGCGCCGAGGACCCAUCGCGCGACUUUGUACCUGAUUUAGGAGUGAUUCGGAGAUGGACUCCUGCAACCGAUAUCCUGCCAGCAUCUGAAACUCAACAUGUGCGCUACGAGACGGCAGUCGAAACGGAUUCUCACGUCUCCAUUUAUUUUGAUCCCCUGAUUGCAAAAGUUAUAGUUUGGGCUCCAACGCGACCCCUUGCCAUUGCGAAAAUGCUCAAGAUCAUGGCACACACAGUUUGUAUUGGAAUCAGAACAAAUCAGUCUUUCCUCCAAUCCUGCCUCAACGAUCCGGCUUUUCACGAUCCCCAAUACACGACAAGCUUUAUCCCAGACAACUUGCCAACUCUGGUGAGAAAUCCUUACAUAGAACACUUCCAGGAGCUCCAGGAAUUACUGUCCUUCUUUCCAUCCAUGCUUUGGAGGACAGCGACCGCCAGUUCAUCGGCUCGGAGGCCAUUCUCAAGUCUCCCGCUUGGGUUCCGAAAUCAAAAGGCAGAUGCUGCUAGCACUCAAGUAGAUAUUGUGAAGAUUCCUGGUCGGGAAGCAAAAGCCGUCAUCGUGGAAUGGCCAGUGAUGGUAACUCCAGGCCAAUCACACGAAGUGAACAUCGUACCGCUCAAGGAAUACAGUGACGAACAAUCUACUCCCCACCAAACGAAAAUGAAGCCCAGUGCUCAGGUAGCUCGAAAGUACAACAACAUCAGCAGCCAGAUCCAUGCUCUCGCAAAAGUGGGUAAGGGUAAGACGCAUCGUGUAAAGCUUCAGGUCAACAGAACUCAGGCUCUCCGAUACAAUGCAAGAGACUGGCAGCUCCAGGAUGUCUCCAUUGAGGUCGACUCUCAAAGAUUCCAAGCUUAUAUUGCCAGUGCCCCCGUAUUGGCAGCGUCAGACGCGGGCAAGCAUCAGCAAGUUUUCGCUCACUUACCAUCCUUGGGAACAUAUAUAGAGUACCAAUUGUACUCACGACUGUCAUACGGUGAAUCUUUGCGGACAGCUACCGGGGCAGCUGAUGCAGCUUCAGACGGCAACGCAAAGGCUCCAAUGCCAUGCAAGGUUUUGAGCGUCCUCAAGAAAGACGGAGAGGGCGUGGAGCUUGGAGAGAAUGUGAUGGUUCUUGAGAGCAUGAAAAUGGAGAUGAAUGUUCUGGCAGCAGCAAAGGGAAUAUUCAAGGCGAACUUUAGUAAGGGAGACGCUGUGGAAGAAGGCAUGGUAUUGUUCACUGUAUCAUAG